This is a messenger RNA of Penicillium canescens, 420 nucleotides long. RefSeq lists its product as uncharacterized. The transcript has 4 exons. The coding region runs from base 1 to 420 and encodes 139 amino acids. Lineage: Eukaryota; Fungi; Ascomycota; Eurotiomycetes; Eurotiales; Aspergillaceae. The record is from RefSeq and is a predicted model, not a curated record.
AUGGGGAAACAAGAGCUACACCAGGAACGGCCUUCGAAACGCCCACACAUCCGACCGGUUGGAGAAGCCUUCCGUGACCGCGUUGGAGAUCAGUUGACCGACUGCAAUAGCCAAAUUGACGCCCGCCGACGACAUGCCGCUCAGAAGCACGGGUGCAAGUCCGGAAUAGGUAAUGGGCCUAAACGUGAGAUAGAAACCCACCCCGACGCCGAGGAUCAGCUUGCUUACCACGAAGGCCGCACAGGGCCAAACUCGGUCCGCGACCCAGCUGCAGAUAAAGCCGCCGAAGAACUGGCCCACCGAGUCCGUCACGUUGAAGGCAAGCGAAACACGGAAACGCCGAUCAUGGCGCCAUUGACUUGCGUGUCGAACCCCUCUGGAUCACAAAUUAGUCGCCCGACGAUGAGUGAUGGUGAAUAG